CCGCAAUAAUUUCGAGUUUUUAUUUGUUUUUUUGCAGCUUCAGAAUGACCCUUCCAGCAUCUUUCGCUUCCGCUUCUGAAUAUUUCGAGGAGGUGCUUACAUUUCUGUCAGAAUAUCAACACUUGUACAAGUUUCCUAACACCGAUAUAUUAAUCGAAAAUGUUUUGGACGAGAUCCCAGCUAGUUCGGACGAUCUGGACGUUUACGACGAUCUAUUCGAUCUAAGAAAUGUUACCGACGAGUAUUUCACCAAUAUUUUUCCGAAGUUAGACAGAUUGACGCCAAAUUGUCAAGAUUUUACCGCGGACGAUAGAUUGGAGCUCGUAAUCGAUGUUCCUCUGAGCCUUAAAAAGAAACACGAAAUAGUUUACUUGGCCAACGAAUUGAGUAACGUUUGUGAACAGACCCGCUGUAACACUAUCGUAGAUUUUGGCUCCGGAUUGGGUUACUUGGACCAACAGCUAUUCGCGACUACUCACUGUCAGAUUUUGGGAUUGGAGUGCAACGAAAACCACUACGUCGAAGCUAAAAAAAGGCAAAGAAAGUACCACUCGGAAUCUACCGAAAAGGUCAAAUAUAUAAAACAUACGGUCACCGAGGAUUCGGUGCCUAGUUUAGAAGAAUUAAUCAGAAGCAAAUUCCCAAAUACGGACAAUUUUUGCAUAACAGGGUUACACGCUUGCGCCGAUUUGUCCGUCGACGCCAUGAACAUAUUUCUCAGGAUGCCCCGGGCCCGGUCUCUGGUCAUCAUGCCCUGCUGCUACCACAGAUUGGAAUCUAGGGAUGGCACUUUCAAAAACUUCCCCGUGAGCGAGUGCCUCAAGGCGGUGUACACCGAGCUAGGGGGAUCCGGGUUUCUGCGAGUUCCGUUCUUGAGACUGGCGACUCAGCCGCAGGUCAUAACGACCUCCAACAUCCGAGACCUGGUGUUUAAUCUCUUGGCUCGGGCGGUCCUUCAGUUGUAUGGACACAAACGAAAUUGUAAACUAAAAAGGAGGAAGAGGAAAGGCGUCAGAGUGAGGUCCGUCGAGAAUGAUUUUGAAAUGUACGUGCAGCACGUGGCGGCCGGCUUCUCCCUGGUUCCCGCCGACGCGGACCACGCUUCCUCGGCGGACGCAGAACUUGAGUUUUCUACUGACGAACUCAUUUCUAUGUGGAGCGAAAUAUCUUAUAUUUACACCAAACGAGCUGCUAUAUUUAUUUUGCUCCAGAACUAUUUACAGCCAAUGUUUGAAAAUGUCGUGCUAUACGAUCGUCUUUGCUACUUACGGGAAAACGGAGUUGAAAGUAUGUACAAAAGAAUUUUAAAUAACUCAAUUUCUCCGCGAUGUUUGUGCCUUAUAGCGUUUAAGAACAAUAAACAGCUCCAGUGAUUA
Molecule: messenger RNA, 1376 nt
Organism: Aricia agestis (brown argus)
Lineage: Eukaryota; Metazoa; Arthropoda; Insecta; Lepidoptera; Lycaenidae
Product: protein RRNAD1-like
Exons: 4
Coding region: 45-1373 (442 amino acids)
Source: RefSeq, a predicted model, not a curated record